Molecule: messenger RNA, 663 nt
Organism: Ilex paraguariensis (yerba mate)
Lineage: Eukaryota; Viridiplantae; Streptophyta; Magnoliopsida; Aquifoliales; Aquifoliaceae
Source: the annotation of a GenBank genome assembly
CGUACAAAGUCUUCUCUCUCCAAAACCCUAAACCUCAACUUGGGAAGCAGCGAAGUAGAAGUCCAGUGCGACAACUAGUAGGGGCUGUGUAUUCUGCGACCAUGGCUACUGUACCAGUUAAUCCUAAACCUUUCUUGAACAAUUUGACUGGAAAGCCUGUCAUGGUAAAACUCAAGUGGGGAAUGGAGUACAAAGGUUAUCUGGUCUCUGUGGAUUCAUACAUGAACUUGCAGUUGGCUAAUGCUGAAGAAUAUAUUGAUGGGCAGUUCACUGGAAGUCUUGGAGAGAUAUUGAUCAGAUGUAACAAUGUUCUCUAUCUUCGCGGCGUACCAGAGGAUGAAGAAAUAGAAGAAGCUGAUCAAGACUAGAACAUGGAUUUCGGAGUCCGCCUAAGCAAGGCCCUCCAAGCACAAUCCUAGUUUCUGUUUUACUUUGUUUCUAUUAAUCCUCGGAGUUUCGGCUUGUAUUUGUAUAAUUUCUAGAAGUAUCGUGACUUAAUUGAUGCACUUGCUGCCUCCGACUUGUAGUAGGCCCUGACCCACUAUCAUUUCAUGUUACAGUUCAAGGAGGAUGGUUGGUUGCUUUAUUUUGAGAAACCUUUCAUUAUGUCCUACAAAGCCUUCUGACUUUGACAGAGUUUGCCUUCAAUAGGCCUAAUUCUCC